AUGCCGUUCAAUUUCAACUUCGGUGGAGACCGGGAUCUUGUCGAAUUUUUACGAAUAGCACAGCAUAAUGGUCUGUAUGUUUUACUACGUAUUGGGCCCUAUGUCUGUGCAGAAAUUGAAUUUGGUGGAUUACCAUGGUGGUUAAUUAAAGACCAGGCAAAUAUUGAAUUGAGGACUUCAAACAAAAAAUAUCUCAGCUAUGUCAAACGCUAUUUUAAUGUACUUCUCCCCUUGCUUCGUCCUCUCCUCUACAAGAAUGGAGGUCCUAUUAUUAUGUUGCAGAUCGAAAAUGAAUAUGGUUCUGUUCUCUGUGACCAUGCUUAUACAAUUUGGUUAAGGGAUAUUGUUAGGGAACAACUUGGGAAUGAUGUGGUGCUUUAUACAACCGAUGGCUUUAACGAGAAUAUGGUGCGAUGUGGCUCCGUUCCAGGCACCUUCCCCACUGUUGACUUUGGUGCUCCCCAAACUAUAGACUCUGCUAGCAAAAAAUUCCAAGUUCAAAGAAAAUUUUCUGGUGGAGGGCCGAAUGUAAAUUCUGAAUUUUAUACGACUUGGUUUUCAAUGUGGGGAGAUCGUUCUGUGCCUAGACAAGAUAUUAAAAAUGUUGUUGAUUCGAUAGAGGUUAUGUGGCAGUUGAAUGCCUCUUUCAGGUGA
Meloidogyne enterolobii is the source of this 654-nucleotide messenger RNA. The record is from the annotation of a GenBank genome assembly. Lineage: Eukaryota; Metazoa; Nematoda; Chromadorea; Rhabditida; Meloidogynidae.